Molecule: messenger RNA, 1337 nt
Organism: Syzygium oleosum
Lineage: Eukaryota; Viridiplantae; Streptophyta; Magnoliopsida; Myrtales; Myrtaceae
Exons: 3
Coding region: 23-1087 (354 amino acids)
Source: RefSeq, a predicted model, not a curated record
UUUCUGGACCCAAGAAAGCAGCAUGGAUCUGUGGUCUCUGAACGUCAAGAACGCAGGCGGCAGCCCGUGUCUCCUUGGCAGUUCGUUCCGGGAGGUUUGUGGGCAAUCUGGGAGAGGAUCCGCCGCCGCCAAAGCCGCCGCCGCCGCCGCCGGGUCGAGGGUCUUCGAGAUCAGCGCGUUCAAGAAGCGGAGGCCUUGCCACGCGCCCCGUCCCGUUCCCCACCGAUCCCUGGCUGUUCGAGCUCUGGCCAAGAAGAAUAACGGCUCCAAUUCUUCCUCACCUGGAAAUGGCGAUCAUUCUACUCCAGAUUCUUCUGAUGUCAACAGAUCCAAUGAUACCGCUUCUCAGAAGUCUAACCAUAAGAAUCCGGAUUGGAGAGAGUUCAGGGCAAAUCUUUUUGCAAGGGAGCAGGCAGAAAAAGCUGAAUCAGAGGCUCACAACAAAGAUGAGGGUCAUCAUGAGUCCAAACCUCUAGGCAUCAAGUGGGCACAUCCCAUUCCAGUACCAGAAACUGGCUGUGUCCUUGUGGCUACGGAAAAGCUUGAUGGGGUCCGCACUUUCGAGAGGACAGUUGUUCUCCUUCUCAGAUCGGGAACUAGACACCCACAAGAGGGGCCAUUUGGAGUAGUCAUCAACCGGCCACUUAACAAGAAGAUCAAACACAUGAACCCCACUAACCUCGAUCUUGCCACAACAUUCGCCGACUGUUCUUUGCAUUUCGGUGGCCCUCUCGAAGCGAGCAUGUUUCUACUAAAAUCUGGGGAAAAGGCCAAGCUUCCUGGCUUUGAGGAGGUGAUUCCUGGUCUAUGUUUUGGCGCCCGCAACAAUUUGGAUGAAGCAGCUGCGCUUGUCAAGAAGGGAGUUUUGAAGCCUCAAGAUUUCAGAUUCUUUAUGGGCUAUGCUGGAUGGCAGUUUGAUCAGUUGAGAGAAGAAAUAGAAUCUGAUUAUUGGCAUGUCGCUGCAUGUAGCUCAAAUCUGAUCUGUGGUGGUUCAUCGAGUUCAUCCUCAGGCCUCUGGGAGGAGAUCCUGCAGCUAAUGGGCGGUCACUAUUCAGAGCUCAGCCGAAAGCCUAAGCAAGAUAUGUAGAUACUUGUGGGCUUGAACUGAAUAAAGAAGCUCGAAAACAAUUCAGAUCUUUGAGCCAGAAUCUUGUGGAAAAUAGUAUUAACUCAAAUGUACAGUACUAUAGCGUAGGUCUUCCUUUUUCCAACUUUUGUUCCUGGAUAGGAGCAUGGGUUGUUGGUAAAGACAUGUUCUUGUUUUCUUUGAUUUGAUUAAUGCACUGUUAUUUAUCUUUUUAAAGAAAGGUGUGCUAGAUACAUUCUCUUGGCAGUAA